Molecule: messenger RNA, 1228 nt
Organism: Malaya genurostris
Lineage: Eukaryota; Metazoa; Arthropoda; Insecta; Diptera; Culicidae
Product: HIG1 domain family member 1A, mitochondrial-like
Exons: 3
Coding region: 222-494 (90 amino acids)
Biological process (GO): mitochondrial respirasome assembly
Cellular component (GO): mitochondrion
Source: RefSeq, a predicted model, not a curated record
AUUUGAGUAUUUGACACCCAAAGCUAAACAACACGCGCUAACCUAGCCCGUCCUCCAUCCAGCUGUAAAAAUUUUCCACCUUGUCAAUCUUCAAGUGUACGUACGAGUGCUGCAAAGUGGUGGAAUUGCAUCAUUUUUUUCGUACGUAUUCUUCAUCCCGAAGAGAAUAUCGUGGUGAACAACUGCAUCCAUUGAAACGUGCAGUUAAUCAGUCGAGCACGAUGGUUAAUUCUCCACAUAUCGAAGAAGGCAGUGGUGAAAAGUUAGCGCGUAAGGCGCGAGAGUCUCCCUUCAUGCCUAUCGGUUUGGCUGGUCUGGCGAUUGUAUGCGGAGUUGGUGCAUACAAAUAUAAAACUCGAGGUGCUAUGUCCACAUCGGUGUUCCUAAUGCAGCUACGAGUCGCGGCUCAGGGAACAGUAGUAGGAGCCUUAACACUGGGAUUGGCCUAUACAAUGCUUAACGAGUACUACUUCAAUAAGAAGGACGAUAAAUAGACCCUUAUGGAUUUAAGAUUAUAAAGGAGAGUAUGGCUUGCGUACAGCAGCAAAAGUAUUAUUCCUAUUCAAAACACUAUACUUACUCUACUGGACAAUUCAUCAGAUGAUUAUCCUUCAACUCCCACUGUGAUUGUUGAACAAGGAUGAUGUGAUAUGCAUGUUACUGCGUUUGAUGAACACCGACAUAGUCCAAAAAAAAUUCGUAUAUUAAGAUCAAAGAAAAAUCAGUGAACACAGAAAAUGAUGUUUAAGAAAAGUGUAACGGGCAGAAUACAGCAGUCGUGAUGAUUCAGCACAAAUCUCAAAGUUACGUAUGACAUUCUCGAGUGGUUUUAAUUGUGACCAAUGUUGAUUGAACAUUAUAGCUAAUAAAAAUUAUGUUGUUUCAAGAAAUCAAAAUGAUAAAAAAUAAACUGUUCUAUAACAGUGAUAACAUUCAAAACUUGUAUGAAGAUUGUAAUAAUGAUCGUGGAUUUCUUCGAGUGUGAUUUCUUAUGGGUUGAGUAUUCAGUUAAUCAUACUCGAUUUGCUGCUAGUAGCAUCAUAAUACCAGUGGUGCUGUGAUCAUGGAAAUCCAAAGUUAACGAGAGCUCGAUUGUGAAAAAUCAAUUUCCGUACCGAAAUAUAAUUAUAAAGUUAAGUUAUGAUUGAUAAUUGAUGUUGGCGAUAAGAAUCGCCUGAUCCUGAAAACAUAUGUUUCAUCAAAUAUAUAAGAUUAAAUAAUGAACAGA